This is a messenger RNA of Cottoperca gobio, 5100 nucleotides long. RefSeq names its product Rho guanine nucleotide exchange factor (GEF) 19 (gene arhgef19). Gene Ontology annotation, molecular function: protein binding; guanyl-nucleotide exchange factor activity. NCBI's taxonomy places the organism in Eukaryota, Metazoa, Chordata, Actinopteri, Perciformes, Bovichtidae. The transcript has 16 exons. Gene Ontology annotation, biological process: regulation of actin cytoskeleton organization; activation of GTPase activity. The record is from RefSeq and is a predicted model, not a curated record. The coding region runs from base 364 to 3294 and encodes 976 amino acids.
GGAGCUUAGAGAAGGGAUCUGCAUUGUAAGUAGCUCUGAGAGCAGCAGCAAGUGGUGGCUGUUUUUCAACCUGUUUUUGUUUCCCCGAGGGGAGGCAGCACGUUGAACAAGCAGAAGGAGAAGAGCCGGGCAGAAGAGCACAGAUUUUCAAAAGUCUGAGCUGAGUUUGAAAAGAAAGAAACGGAGAGAGGAGAAGAAGAAGAAGGGGGUGAGGGAAGCCGGGAGGAACACAAGGCAGCAAUGGAUAGCAGAGUGGCUCAGCCUGACCCCGGGAUGGCAUGCAUUCACACACAGCUGCUGGCUGCCGUCCAGCACACACACUAGGCUGCUAACACCGUUGAGCUCCCAUGUGUUUGUUCAGCCAUGCUUCCUGGGUAUGGAUUUUCACCUUUUCCUGAUUUCCAACCACACCGUCACGCUUUUCACUGCCGAGGAGAGAGUCCCAGCAUGUGGAUCCCCGGCUCGGGGGAGUCCCAGGCUCUGAGCGAGGUGCAGGAGGACAGGCCUCUCCUUCACCCGUGCCACCACAAGCAUGUUGCAGUGUGCCAGCAGGAAACAUUGGCCUUUAUAGAGCUACAGCCACCAGUGACUCCUAAACUAAACGGCCUUAGCUCUCCGAGGCCAACUGCUAUUCCUGAGGCUCAAUGCACAACACACUCCCAGCCCCUGAAUGGUUUCAAACACACACUAAAUGAACUGAACGACAUGCAGAAAGGCUGCCACAGGACAGACAAUGAGCAUGAAACAACGUUGAAUUUGAACUGUCAUAUGUCUGCGGGUGACUGUGAGUUUGAAUGCCAGAAUGGCAUCAGGACUUCUUUGCCGGAGCAAACUGAAAAGCCUCGUUCUGUCACAACAUUGUGUCGUCCUCUCCACGCAGCUCUUAGCCUCCCUCUGCCGUUCUCUUUGUCCUCUCUAUACACAAACAGAGACUCCUGGGAAUCUCAGUUACCUUGCUCCCCAUCCUCACCUGAAGGUCCAGGGUGUCAGAGCCCAGACUCCAGCCAGCUGCAGAGGAGGACAUCACAGGGUUCAGUGAAAGAGAAGUCUAUCCGGCGAAAGAUGCAGAUUUAUUCCCCAGACAGCCAGAGCGAUGACUCUCUCAGCAGCCCGAUCCUGGACGCAGACUACAUCUUCCCCGGACCUUUUGCAUCUUUCCUGGAGGAGGACCUCAGCGGAUUAUCUUCCCUGGAGGCCAUUUCAAGCCCUUCAUCCACAGACGGUCUCACAGAUCUCCCAAACCUCAGUCAGGAUGAUAUUUUUAAUCUACCUGCAGAACCCCUGCAGAUAAUAGAGGACUCACUGCCGGGGUUGGGGGAAGACAGCGGGAGUGCAGAGACGUCAAGUGCCACAGGGGGGAGCUUUUUGUCUCGCGGCCGUCAGGGGGAUCAAGAGCGGCGGCGCUUCUCGGCGUCAGAACUGAUAUCUAGACUGCAGCUGUCUCAGAGGAAGAGCUCCUUCACCUUGAAGCUGGGGAAGUCUCUGUCUGCACGGGUAGCAUCCAGAGACAGACAGAGCUCCAACAGCCUCGGCCCCAACGCUGACUAUAAGUCCAGCUCAAGGCACCGCAGCUCAGGGGGCUCGAGUGACAGCGCCCCCCACAGUCCUGUGGGACCUGCACCCACUCUGCUCAGCAGUGACAAUGGCAUGCCUCUGCAUCGGUGGAGCACAAAACUCGGAAUGCGAAAGAAAUCCAUAGAGGAGGACUUCUGCACAUUUCCAACUGUCGCUAGCUCCAAUCGCUUAUCACGGUUUUUGCCUAGUUCGAUCCUGUACCAGGAAUACAGCGACGUGGCCAUCAACAGAGAGAUCCAGAGGCAGCAGGGGAAGGAGCCGGGCACAGAGGACGAGGGGCUCAGGGACGAGGGCUCAGACGGGACCCUGUCUCCUUCUAAUCUGUCCCCGUCCAGCUCCUUUCGCUCAUCGCGAGGCUCCGCCUUUGCACUGUGGCAGGACAUCCCCGAUGUUCGAACAAGCGGCCAGCUCGACAACUUCAGCAACGAGGAACGGAAACUCCAGGAGGCGAAGUUCGAGCUGGUGACGUCUGAGGCGUCGUACAUUCGCAGUUUGACGAUCGCAGUGGACCACUUCAUGUUGUCGCAGGAGCUUGCCGAGUGUCUCGGCGCUCAGAAUAAGCAGUGGCUCUUCUCCAAGCUGCCAGAAGUCAAAGGUGUCAGUGAGAGGUUUCUGCAGGACCUGGAACACAGGCUGGAGGAAGACAUUCUGCGUUUUGAUGUGUGCGACAUCGUCCUGGAACACUGCCCGGCUCUGCGAAGGGUUUAUUUACCUUAUGUAACCAACCAGGCGUACCAGGAGCAGACAUACCAGCGUCUGCUGCACGAGAACCCUCGUUUCCCCGGCAUCCUGGCUCGCUUAGAGGAGGACCCCGUCUGCCAAAGACUUCCUCUGACAUCUUUUCUAAUCCUCCCGUUUCAGAGGAUCACACGCCUUAAAAUGCUGGUGGAGAACAUCUUAAAGAGAACGACACCGGGCUCCCGAGAUGAGGACACUGCCACGAAAGCUUUCAAUGAGUUAAAAAAGAUCAUCAAAGAAUGUAACUCCAGCGUGCAGUCGAUGAAGAGGAUGGAGGAACUUAUUCACCUCAAUAAAAAAAUCAAUUUUGAGGGAAAGAUCUUCCCUCUGAUCUCUCAGUCCCGCUGGCUGGUGAAACACGGUGAGCUCCUGGAGGUGGACACUCAGACGAUGAGUAUUUCCGGAUCCAAGCUCAAGUUGCCCACCAAGCCUGUGUACCUGCACCUGUUCAACGACAGCCUCCUGCUGUCCCGGAGGAAGGACACGUGGAAGUUCAUGGUUUUCGUACACGCCAAGAUAGGAGAGCUGAAAGUGAAGGAUCUCAGUCAGAAGCUGCAGGGCAUCUCGGGCUUCAUCUUCCACCUGCAGCUGUGUGAAGGCCAGCAGCUCAAACACCAGAUCCUGCUCAAGUCACACACUGAGAGCGGGAAGCAGAGAUGGAUCACAGCCAUGUUUCCAUCUGAUCCGCUGGAAGACAUCGAGCAAGCCAGCGAGAAUGAUGAUAUAGCCCAAGUUCAGUGCAUCAAGAGCUAUCAGGCCCAAGAGCACGACGAGUUAACACUGGAGAAGGCCGACAUUCUUCAUGCUAAGACCAUUACAAGUGAUGGAUGGGUGGAGGGCAUCAGACUGUCUGACGGGGAACGGGGCUGGUUCCCCAAAACCUACGUGGAGGAAAUCACAAGUCGCAGCGCUCGCCUCCGCAACCUUCGAGAAAAUAUCCGCAUCAAAUGUGUCACGCAGAAACUGGAGGGGGACGACUAACCGUUUCUUCUGCAAGCUGUCGUGUGUCAAAGGUGCAUUUAACUUGCUAAGUUGCACUUAAAGCUUCCGGUUGCACAAAACUACUUAAGUUUUCUCCUUAGUUAUGACACUUAAGGCUUAAUUUCCAACUUACUUAAGGGUGUUGCACAGAAUCCUUAAAAGGUUUCCUUAAUUAAGGAAAAACAUCAAGGCAUUUACUGCAUUGAACGAGAUUAUAGAGCGGUAAAGUAAAUUUCUAGCUUGUGAUACCUGUUAUCGUCUCACAAAGUUGACUUAUAGAUACUAAAACUAAUGGCAAAAGAAAAGUAGACUAGACGUUGGUGAGAGGAGGAAAACGUUAUACUUCUGGAGGAAUUCAAUAAAGGAAAACACGUACUCAAAAGUAAAUCAUAUUUGCAAAUAACAGCAAACGGAAAACAGUUUGAGCCAAAAAACUGAUUAAUAAUUACAUAAAGGUAUCCAACAAAACUUCAAUAUUUAACUUAAAGUUAACUUUUUAACUGUUGCGGUUAAAGUUUUUUCCCUUACUUUGGUUGCUGAAGUCUAUUGUGUAACACUUUAACUAACUUUAAGGGCUUCCUUCGGUAUAAGACCAAGAUAAGGAGAAAACCUUUAACAUCUAAGUGAACACUUCAAGGAAACCUGAAGAAGAAGAUUUAAGGGUGUUUUGUGCAACCAAUUUUAUUUUAAGGAAACCUUAACUCUGACUUUAAGGUAUUUUGUGCCUGCAGCAAUAUUUUUGUCUGUGUCAGUAUUUUCCUUUAGCAUGCUAGCUGUGAAUACAGUCUUGAAAUGCUCCUUUACAUUUGUAGAAAAGGCUUUUAUACAAUAAGAGUCUGUUGACAAACAGAACAUUUUUAACAAAUCGCUUUAUGCAUGCUUUCUGUGAAUGCGUCCGUUACCUUUUAAAGAAAACACAAGCACAUUUACCAGCACAGGUAAUACAUGUAAUUAUAUCCACUUCUCGGUUCAUGUCAGAGGAGUCUCAUGUGGCCAGAUUCCCUGGACUGUGUUGUGCAGAUGAGCUCUGUGAGGUGCAGGAGUUUCAUAAACGUCAAUGAAGAUCGAUCCGUCUACUGAGCUGCAUCAGGACACAUCAGAGGCCUUAACUCUUGUUAUGUUUCAGAGGGCAGAGGAGAAGUUGCCCUGGUUGCAGUCCACAUGAUCAACACAAUUGUACGCUGGUUACGUGAUGAAAUGAAAGCCUGGUGUGUUUUAGUGUUUUAGUCCAGCCACAAUCGGAUACACUGCAGUGUGUCAGUGUGCAACAGUUUCUUCCAUCCUUGUGUUUAAAGACGUGGAUUACUAAAUCAAUCCUUGCCUCCUAAUUAAAGAGGUCCACACCCUCCCUGUAGGUUGUAAAUGGUCUGUAGUAACUCGUUUAUUUUGAAUGCAUGAACUCUGACGGUUGUCCAUACAAGGCAGCUGCAGAAUGAUGGUUUAUUUUUUGUUUUAAAGAUGAUUUUGCUGUUCUACUGUAACAUAAAUGAAGGCUCGACUAUCCUCUUAACAAGGCCGCACUACACAAAUACUGUCUUCUGUCCGUGCCCUAAUCUGAUUAUGGAGUAGGCUGAUGAUAUUCUAUAUUUUUGUUAUUGUCAACGAAUUCCAUUAAUGGACCAAAACCAACAAUUAAUUAAUCCUUCUGACAAGUUUUGUGUGUAGCUAAAGCCCGGUAUCUCUUCUGCCUCUGUGCUAUAGAGCUCCAUUGUUUUCAAAAACUAUUAAAAACCACAGAGUCACACUGUUACACUGUCACACUGUUACACAGUCACACUGUUACACUGUCACACUGUUACACAGUCA